AGAGAGAGAGAGAGAGGUCAUCCAUGCACUUGAAAUGUGAUGCAUGUUUAUCCAUGUAGAUAGUAAAGAGGCUUUUUGUCAAGAGAGAGUUGGAACGGUGUAAUCUUUUAGGUGACAAAAGGGGUUUUAAGGGAGUGCAUUCUUCCAAUAAUUUUCUUCCUCUCUUGACACGGAGGAACAAUUCUGGAGAUAUGAAAUGUUGAGCAGCACCAUUGCUUAUUGAUCAUGGAAGUGAAGGUUACGAUGUAACAACAGAUUCAUAUUUCAAUCUUGAUUGGGUUAUGAGAGAAAGAUUGCAUUGUCUCAUGAAUUAUUAAUUUCAAUGUAUUGUUAGAUUCAUGAAUGAUGUAAUUUUCAAGUCUUGGUUCAUUUGCUCUUGGCUGUUAUUUAUUCUUUUUCUUUUUCAUUCUCCAUUUGUUUGAUCUAACACUUGCACAAGGUCCUUGAAGGUUUUGGGCAAUCUCACUCAAUUUUAGUAACAGUUACAUUAGUGAAAAAGUGACAGGUUUGACCAAAUUGAAUUGUAAUUUUUUUCUGUAAUCUUAUUACAAAAUAUUUUGGAAAACGUGAAACUCUGACAAUACAAAUAUUUUGAACUUGUGACAAUAAAAUUCAGGGAAAAUUCGAAUAUAUGCAAUUAUUUAUAAAUUACACAUAUAGUAUAAAUGUAGGUGUUUUUGCACGAGAAUCAAAAUAAGAUGAAUGAGACAAGAAAGUAUUGAUGGAUAGACUUUCGGUCACUCCAUUAAAAAGUAAAGUAAUUACUUACUCCUUUAAACUGUUAUUUGGGAGUAAAAAGUAAAAGAUUGUGUAAUUACUUUAGUUUCGAAUGUCAAAUGUCCUUCAAAUUGAGGAUAUAAUUGCCUUUUUAUUGGACAAAAUGUCUGAAAAAAACUUGUCAAUUGAUCAACUUUGACCAUUACUAAAACUGACCACAUGCGUCUUUUUGUUAGACAAAUGUGAUUAGAAGUGGAGAUUUAGAAAAAAAAAAAAAACGUAAGUGCAAUAAAUUAUAUCUCUAGGGGAGGAAUGUAUAAUUUAUCCUAGAAAUUAAAAGCAAAGAAACUUGAGAUAUCAACGUUGACCGUUACUAAAACUGACCACAUGGGUCAUUUUUGUUAGACAAAUGUGAUUAGAAGUGGAGAUAAUGGUAAAAAUUUAAAAUUAGAAAAAAAAAGUAGGUGUAAUAAAUUAUAUCUAUAGGAGGAGGAAUGUGUAAUUUACCCUAGAAUUUUAAAGCAAAGAAACUUCGGAUACUCUUUAUUAGUACUACUUUUCACUCAGACACUACUUUUUCUUCUUAUCCAAACAAGAAAAUCCAUUUCCACCUUCUUCCCAUUCUCUUCUGAACUCCCAAAUACUAGUAUAUAAUAAGGAAGAAGUAGAUUAAUUUCCUCACAUUAAUCAUCUUUCUCUCUCUUACUUUUCUUUCUUGAGUUUCUUCAAAACCUCCCAUAAGCCCAUAAUGUGUUACCUCAGUAGAACACCCAACUCCAACCCCAAACCCAACCCCAAUCCCGAUCCCGAUCAUCCUCCCCAAAUCACUUUCUCUAACUCCAUCUUCUCUGUAUGCGAAGCCGACCUUUUCCAAGAAAUCUGCAUUAUCAAUGUCCCAAACACCUCCCAAACAAUCCAAACCAGAGACGACGACGACGACUCUGACGAACACCCAAACCCAUGUCAAACAACUGCUUGGGAAUGGUUUGCAUUUCACGAACCUCUGACCCAAUUAGAGGCCGUUGCUGUCCCUCGGUCCCCGUCGUCGACGACGACCCAGUUGUUCGGCAACAUGGAGGACCGGUACUUGUGUGCCAGAGUCGCCGCCGCGUGCCGCCCUUUGCGUUUACAUGCCUGAGGACAACUCGUGGCAUGAUUUUCCCAAGAUGCAGUGCGAGCACCGUAACCCAAUUGCUGCCGCCGCUGCGAUUGUUGAUAAAUUUCUCUAUCUUGCCGGAGGGUAUGAAGGCAAUUCAACUCAUGCUGAACCUUCUGCUUAUCUCAACUCGGCAGAGCGGUUUUAACCUCAGUACAGGGGAAUGGCAAGCAUUGCCAUCCAUGCAAAAAGCAAGGGCAUUUGCAACAGGUAUUGCUCACAAGGGCAAAUUUUACGUUUUUGGUGGCGCAACUCCUAAGCACUCAGCUGAAAUCUACGAUCCUCUCUCAAAUACAUGGCUGUCUAUAGACUCAUUUGUGCCAGAGGAGGCUGAUGGGUUUGCAGUGACAUCGACGUUUAUGAAUCUGGUAAUACUGACCUGGUCAGAUCGACUAGGCUUAAAACUGUGGCUGCGGGUUGAAAAGAGUAAUGAAGCUUUGGAGAAUGGUACGUGGACGAUUGUCAGUGACUUGCCAAACAAUGAAGAAGUUGACAGAUUGCGAUUCAGGCAUCAUGGGGCAAAAAUGGUGAAACUUGGGAACGAGGUGUGUGUUCUGAUGGGAGAGACUGAUUGUGUUUGGAGAGUGGGUGGACCAGUAGCGUGGCCAAUAUUUCCAUCUCCAAAUUUUUGCCCUGGCGGUGGGCAUGAAGUGGUGCAUGAUGGCGAGACCUAUGCCUUCUCCAUCCAGGCUGAUGGCACAAGAUUUGCCUAGUUGAAACGCGGCUUUGAUUUGCAUCAAGUUGAGUAGUUUUUUUGCAUGCAUAAUUCUUUGAUCCAAAGUUUAGUUUUUCGAAGUGUAAAGUUGAAUGAUUGAACUAUUUUGAUGGUUACACAUACAGAUGGGAUUACAAAACAGUAGUUGUAGCAAAAUGUAGAUUCUAUGCUAGCCGAUUCAGAGCAAGGGAAAAUGUCUCCUCUGUUUCGACUUUCAAUUUUUUUCCCCCUCUUUUUGGGGGCUAAGAGGGUGAAGCAAUUUUCUAUGUACAUACAAAAGAGAAGUAGUAAUUCUGAUUAUAAGAAGUUGUGUUGUGAUUUGGUUUAUAUUUUCUGAAUGUGAGUUUUUGCU
Messenger RNA from Cornus florida, 2940 nucleotides. Its product is annotated as F-box/kelch-repeat protein At1g74510-like. Gene Ontology annotation, molecular function: protein binding. The record is from RefSeq and is a predicted model, not a curated record. The transcript is spliced from 2 exons. Bases 1678 to 2586 code for a protein of 302 amino acids. NCBI's taxonomy places the organism in Eukaryota, Viridiplantae, Streptophyta, Magnoliopsida, Cornales, Cornaceae.